Choloepus didactylus (southern two-toed sloth) is the source of this 3788-nucleotide messenger RNA. RefSeq names its product leucine rich repeat containing 38 (gene LRRC38). The transcript is spliced from 2 exons. Bases 59 to 952 code for a protein of 297 amino acids. Lineage: Eukaryota; Metazoa; Chordata; Mammalia; Pilosa; Megalonychidae. The record is from RefSeq and is a predicted model, not a curated record. Gene Ontology annotation, cellular component: voltage-gated potassium channel complex. Gene Ontology annotation, molecular function: voltage-gated potassium channel activity; potassium channel activator activity; transmembrane transporter binding.
GCCCCUUGGCGCCGAGAGCCGCUUCAGUGUUGCCGCGGCUCGCCCGGGCCCCUCGGCCAUGCGCCCCCGCGCCGCCCCCCGCGCUGCCGCCGCCGCCGCGGCGCUCGUGCUCUGCAGCCUCCUGCUGCUGCUCGCGCCCGGGCACGGGUGCCCCGCGGGCUGCGCCUGCUCCGACCCGCACACCGUGGACUGCCGCGACCGCGGGCUGCCCAGCGUGCCCGAUCCCUUCCCGCUGGACGUGCGCAAGCUGCUGGUGGCCGGCAACCGCAUCCAGCAGAUCCCCGAGGACUUCUUCAUCUUCUACGGCGACCUGGUCUACCUGGACUUCAGGAACAACUCGCUGCGCUCGCUGGAGGAGGGCACGUUCAGCGGCUCCGCCAAGCUCGCCUUCCUGGACCUCAGCUACAACAACCUGACCCAGCUAGGCGCCGGCGCCUUCCGCUCGGCGGGGAGGCUGGUCAAGCUGAGCCUGGCCAACAACAACCUGGCGGGCGUGCACGAGGCCGCCUUCGAGACCCUGGAGUCGCUGCAGGUGCUGGAGCUCAACGACAACAACCUGCGCAGCCUCAACGUGGCCGCCCUGGCCGCGCUGCCCGCGCUCCGCACCCUGCGCCUGGACGGGAACCCCUGGCUCUGCGACUGCGACUUCGCCCACCUCUUUUCCUGGAUCCAGGAGAACGCCUCCAAGCUGCCCAAAGGCCUCGGCGAAAUCCAAUGCUCCCUGCCCACGGGGAACAGAAGGGUAUCCCUGCACGAGCUGUCGGAGGCCAGCUUCAGGGAGUGCAAGUUCAGCCUCUCGCUCACAGAUCUGUUCAUCAUCGUCUUCUCUGGCGUAGCCGUGUCCACCGCUGCCAUCAUCUCCAGUUUCUUCCUGGCCACCGUGGUGCAGUGUUUCCAGAGGUGUGCCCCCAGCAAAGACACCGAGGAUGAAGAGAAGGAUGACGAUGACUGAGCCAGCCCCUCCCAUGCCUCGCUUUCCAGUACCCCAGCCAGUGGGCCCCUCAAAGGAGAGAGGGGAAUGCUGAAGACAGAGGAAUUGACCAGCUUCCGUGAGCAGAGCGGAGCCCUGCUCCUUGGAGUGCAAAUGUCUUGGACUCUAGGAGCCCCUGGUGGGACCUCCAGCCUCAUGUUGACAACUCAGCAGAGGAGAGGAGCCCAGGAAGGAUCACGGGAAUCAUUCCCAGAGGAGGACCUGCCUCUCAGUUUGAAGUCUGUGUGGAAAGAGGAUGACCAAAUCAGGCUUCAUCGCUGAUGACUGAGUCUCCCAAGGAGAUCUGCAGACUUGCAACUUUUGAAUGAAAAGAUGAUCUUGUGCCAUUCAUGUCUCUGUCCUGGGCUGGGAGAUCAAAGCAACUCCUUCCUCCCAAGAGACAGCAACUCAAGCCACAUGGAUUCAAGCUCAGAUCCGCCUUCAUGGGAGCCAGAAUUCUGCCCUUUGUGUAAAAGCCUCAGCAACCUUGGAAUGUUCUUCAGGGAAUUAAUAAACCCAUAUUUGGCAAAAAUGGCACCAAGGAAAAAACUAAGAACUGACCAGAGGGUUUUUGUUAUGCUUCUAUUUUCGCAAGCCAGUUAGUUAGGAAAACUUUUGUUGACGUGAUUCAAACCCUGAUCCUUAUCCUAAGAGGUAGCAACUUGUAGAGGCAAGGAUAGUCACCUUCUGCAAUUGUGACAGCCUCUUUGUUCUGAAUCACUCUUCCCUCUGAAAUACAGUGAAGUUGUCUCCCUGCCCCCACCCCCAUCCCCAAGUCUAACCUCAUCCUCAGCCAUUCUCUACUCUUGCAGUGUACUAGAGUUGACGUCUUCAGAACUUGCAAUAGACUUCCCUGCAGGUCAGGAUUCCAACAAGCAGGUUGUUCUGGACCAACAAGUGUUUAAAAGCCGGGCACAGGGCCUUAGGGUGAGUGAGAUAUUUCUUUGAAGCAUAGGCUAUGACAGGCAGUGUCUUCCAAGAUACGGAAUCCGGUGCUCUGGUUCAGAAACGAUAUGAAACAAAUGAAAUCAUGCGCCCUGGUGAGUUCAUACAAGAUGACUUGCGUUAGCACUGUUGGACCAUGCUGGGGAGCAAGAUUUAAAUUACGGGCUCCUGAGAUGCUCCCAGGGUGUUUUGGGCACCACUUGUUUCUCAUAAUCUGUCCCUCAAGUUUCCAUCCUCUUUGGCUCCCUUCCAUCUUGGCUUCCACAAAUAUUUACGGAGUGCUUCCCAAGUGCCAGACACUGUUCUAGGUAUGCACUGAAUGAGGAAGACAGGAUCCCUGUUCUCCGGGGCCUUACAGAACGAGUAAGCAAUACCAUAAUCACAGCAGUAAGGGCUGUGAAGGAAUAAAUGAGGUCACAUGACAGUGUGGUUGGGAGAUUCGCUCUGAGCUGAUGCCUGCCUCCCCCUCUGUCACCUUUUUACCUCCUGCCGUGGUUUCCUGGGGCUGCCGAAAAAAGUGCCAUGAACCGGGUGGUUUAAAACAACAGGAAGUGAUUGUCUCAGUCUGGAGGCUAGACGCCCCAAAUCAAAGAGAGCCUCAGCAGGGCCGUGCUGCCUCUGAGGUCUGCAGGGCUCAGGCCGUGGCUUGCCAGCCAUCCAUGCCAGCCAUCCAGGCCACCAUCCGUGCCACCAUCCAUGGCUUCCUCUGGCUGGUGGCAUAGCUCCAUCUCUGCUUCUGUCACAUGGCUGCCUUCUCUCCCUCCUUCUCUGUCUGUGUCCACAUGUCCUCUCCUUAUAAACACCCCAGUCAUACUGGAUUUGGCCCACCCUAAUCCAGUUUGGCUUCAUCUUAGCCAACAACAUCUUCAAAGAUGCUAUUUCCAGAUCGGUCACAUUCACCGACUGGAGGUAGGACUUGAACUUGUCUUUGGGGGGGACACAAUUCCAUGCCUAACGCCUCCCUCCCUCCUUUCCUGCUCUUCCAUCUCUUUCUCAGUCUCCCCUCCUUCGCCCUUGGGAGACUCGGUCACACCUUCUACUCCCCAGAGUUGUUGGCUCAGUGGACGAGACCCUGGCUCAGGGGUGCUGGCACAGAGUCGCUGGGCAGGCGGGGAAGUGAGCAGCUCUCCCCGGGCUCCGUGAGGAUGUCACCAGCGCGCAGUGCUCUCCCGAUGGGCAGCCCCUUCAGACGCUGACCCUUCGCCUCCUCCUGAGAAGGGAAAAACACAGGCCAGCAUGGGGACCCUGGAGACACCUGUAGGAAGACCCAAGAAAAUCCUCUGACAUUGAAGGGGGACCGUGAGCCACAACUGAAGCAGGGAAAGGCCUUUUGGGGUUGACCUUGCACCACCAGCAGGCAGUGACUUAGUGCUCCCCAAUUGCCCUAGAGUUCCACGUUAUUAUUAUUAUUGACAACAAUACUGAAAGUGCUACCUUCCAAUGGAGGGUCUCCUUAUGCUAGGAAAGUCCCUCUCCCACAUCCCCUCAGGAGAUAUUUGUGUGUCGGUUCAAAUCUCACCUCCCCAGAGUCUCUCUCAUCACCCCACCCCAUAUGUUUUUCUGUGCAGCACAUACUGUGACGUGAAAUUAUCCUAUUUGUCUACAUGUUUAUUGUCCAUCUUCCUGGACUAGAACGGAGCUUCCCGGAGGCAGGAACUUGGGCUGUUUGUGUGCCCAGCUUUUAGAACAGAGUCUGGCUUAUCGUUGGUACAUAAUAUGUAUUGGUUGAAAGAGCAAAUAAAUGGAUACUGGGUACUCUACAAACAUGAGCUCUAUUUACACAUCGUUACAACUCCGGGAGAGAGACACGAUUAUCCCAAUGUUACGGGGGAGGAACCAAGGCUCAGAGGAGGUGGGUAGAGUCCAGAAAGCA